UAAGCAACAGUGUGGCCCGCGUUGGAGCUGCACUGCAGAGGCUCUGCCCCGGGGCAGUGGGCCGGGUCGCGUUGGCCCAGACUGAACAAGGGGCUGCCGCCUGCCGGUGGUGGCCAGCUUUGGGAAAGAGUGGACCGGGUUCAUCAGAUCGCACCCGCGCUUCCAGGGAAUCAACGAGGUGCCUACGGAAAUGAAUAGAACAAGACCCCGGAAAAACAAUACCUUGGUUCAUUUUUUAAACGAGGACGAUUAUCUAGAAGAGCCUGCUCCGCUUCAGUCUUUCUCAGAACAAACAACCGACAAAAGGAUGGAUAGAACAUCUGGCUUUUCCUCUAGAAUCGCUGAAGAAGGAACUACUUUUAAGAGGAAAGACUCUUCCUUCCAGAUCGCGGAAAGAGAACAAGAUCCAACUUUAAGAGAUGGGUGGAGGAAGUCGCCAAAGAAUGUACCUAACACAAAUUCUGCCUUCUGCGACUUGAUUGAUUUCGAUAGGGAUAGUCCCCAAAGAGAGAGCCCCUCUGACUGGAGCAAGAAGGAAUUAUCGACUGCCUCACAACGCAACAGGAAGAAAUGGUCUGAAGCAACUCCAAAACUCCGUCUGUACCUUCUAAAUGAAGAACUGAGGAAACUUAACCAGAAAUGCUGUGAGAUAGAACAGGACUUUGAAAACGCCGAGAAAGAACUUUUGAACUGCAGAAGAGAAGCGAUGACGAGAGCAGUCAAUUUUCAAGAACCAGGGACGGCUGCUUCAAAGAAUGACCGGGAACUGCAAGCUUUAAAAAACGAUCUGUCUGAAAAAACGAAAAACGUAAAGAACAUAACCGAAGAACUCCAGCAAGCCAAAGAAGUAAUGUGCAGAUUGAAUCUAGAGAACAGAAAGUUGAAAUAUGCCAUCAGGAAACUGAAACAUCAAACUGAAAUCAGUACUGCACUCCUCAGAGAAGAAAUGAAGCUCUAUUUUGAGCUGGAGAUGGAAAAGAUCCGCUUAGAUCUGGAUGCCCUCAAGCAUGAGCUGAGAACAGAGAAGAGCCAACGCGUAAAGAACACAAGAGCCUUGGAGAUGCUUGGAAGACACUUUGCUUCCGUGAUGAUGAUGCCGACCACCGCUGACCACAUCACAGGCAAUACUUUUUAAACUUAAGAAAAGAAAGAAAAAAAAAAAAGAAAAACCUUUCACUGGGCAAGUUAUGGAGCCAAAACCAUGUUCAUUGUACUAUAGAUUUGUGUGCUGCUAAAACGUAUUUGAUAGCUUGUAAUCUUUACUUCUGGUGAAUUAGAACACCUACAAACUAUACAGUUGUUGACUUCAAAGGAACUGUUUUCUCCUCCUCAUGAAUACAUUGUGAGCUUCCUAAUGGAAACUGCUGAAAUCACUUUUAUAUGAGAUAUAUAUGAUGAUGUAUAUAUCUCAUUAGAAAAACAACUCCAGACUAAUUCACUACAUCAUGUAUGAAUUCAAAUCAGCAACAUUAUGUGAUCUUGUUAGCUAUGUCUUUGGCUCAUGGAUGUUCUUCCAUCUGUAGUAAUCAGUAUCAACAAUAAAAUCUU
This is a messenger RNA of Psammomys obesus (fat sand rat), 1548 nucleotides long. It is a transcript of the gene Ccdc160, whose product is annotated as coiled-coil domain containing 160. The record is from RefSeq and is a predicted model, not a curated record. Lineage: Eukaryota; Metazoa; Chordata; Mammalia; Rodentia; Muridae. Bases 191 to 1135 code for a protein of 314 amino acids. The transcript has 2 exons.